AGAAACCGUUGGUUGUGCGUUCAGUCCGUGAAAGCAAAAGAAUGAGGAAGGUGGUGGUGUGUGCUACAGUGAUCGGAGCGUGCACGGUGGUGGCGGUGGUGGUGCAUAGGUACGCGAGGAAAUGUCGACGGUGGGCAAAGGCGAUAGAAAUAUUGAAGGAGUUGGAGGAGAAGUGUGCAACGCCAACGUGGAAGCUGAAGCUGGUUGCGGAUGCCAUGAACGUGGAGAUGCAUGCUGGUCUUGCUUCAGAAGGUGGUAGCAAGCUCAAGAUGCUCAUCACUUACGUUGAUAAGCUCCCAACAGGGAAUGAGGAAGGACUAUAUUAUGCAUUGGACCUUGGAGGGACUAAUUUUCGCGUGUUACGUGUGCAAUUGGGAGGCAAGUAUGGUGGUAUUAUUAGUCAAGAAUUCACUGAGGUUUCAAUUCCUCCUAAUUUGAUGGUUGGAACAUCAGAUGAACUCUUUGACUAUAUUGCAGCAGAACUUGCAAAAUUUGUUGCCCAAGAAAAUCAAGAUUUCCAAGUGUCUCCUGGUAGGCAGAGAGAGCUAGGUUUUACCUUUUCCUUUCCUGUCAUGCAAACGUCACUUGCUUCUGGGAACCUUGUCAAGUGGACAAAAGGCUUCAACAUAGACGGCACAGUUGGUCAAGAUGUUGUGGCAGAAUUAACUAAAGCCAUUCGGAGACAAGGUCUUGAUAUGCGUGUAAAUGCUCUGGUCAAUGACACAGUUGGGACAUUAGCAGGAGGUCGAUAUACAAACAGCAAUGUUAUUGCUGCGAUUAUUUUAGGUACUGGUACAAAUGCAGCCUAUGUGGAACGUGUUCAAGCAAUACCAAAAUGGCACGGUCCUUUGCCAGAUUCUGGAGAUAUGGCUAUCAACAUGGAGUGGGGAAACUUCCGGUCAUCACACCUUCCAUUAACUGAGUAUGACUGUGCAUUAGAUGCUGAGAGUUUCAGCCCUGGUGAUCAGAUUUUUGAGAAGAUGACUUCUGGCUUGUACUUGGGAGAAAUUGUUCGUCGAGUACUAUGCAAAAUAGCUGAAGAAGCUUUCUUUUUUGCUGACAAUGUUCCCCCGAAACUUAAAAUUCCGUUCAUAUUAAGUACACCUGACAUGUGUGCAAUGCAUCAUGAUUCAUCUACUGAUCUCAAUGUGGUAGGAAGCAAACUGAAGAACAUUUUGGAGAUAUCUGAUACCUCCCUGGAAGUGAGGAAGGUGGUUGUAGAGAUCUGCAAUAUCAUUGCCACCCGUGGUGCUCGUCUUUCUGCUGCUGGAAUCUUAGGUAUCCUGAAGAAGUUGGGAAAAGACACCAAGAGUGAAGUUGAGGGUCAGAAGAAUGUGAUAGCCAUGGAUGGUGGAUUGUAUGAGCAUUACACUGAGUAUAGCAAGUGCUUAGAGAAUACCCUUAAAGAGUUGGUUGGUGAAGAUAUCUCAGAAAGUAUCAUCAUUGAGCAUUUCAAUGACGGUUCAGGAGUUGGUGCUGCCCUUCUUGCAGCCUCUCACUCCCAGUACCUUGAUGCUUAGCAAUAAUGAUCAUGAUAUUGGGGUUUGUAUUACUAUUAUUUUUUUGUGGAGGUCAUUGUCCAUUUAUGGCACCAGUAGUCUUGGGAGUUGGGAGGGUUGAAUUUGUACACAGCCUUUACUUUAAUUUAAGCCAAUCUUUGCAACAUUAA
Molecule: messenger RNA, 1669 nt
Organism: Glycine soja
Lineage: Eukaryota; Viridiplantae; Streptophyta; Magnoliopsida; Fabales; Fabaceae
Product: hexokinase-1-like
Exons: 9
Coding region: 42-1520 (492 amino acids)
Biological process (GO): intracellular glucose homeostasis; glycolytic process; glucose 6-phosphate metabolic process
Cellular component (GO): cytosol; mitochondrion
Molecular function (GO): D-glucose binding; ATP binding; fructokinase activity
Source: RefSeq, a predicted model, not a curated record